GUGGGGAAUAGAGAGACAGAAGGAGCAAAAGUCAUUGCUUUUUUCAUCCAUUGCUCCCUCGCUCCUUUGCCCCCAGCGACUCCAGGCUGAAAACAACAGAUAGGAUGCUGUUCCUCAGCUCCCUAUCCACUGUCUUCCUGCUGCUGCUUCUGUACCCCUCUGAGCUGCCUGCACAAGAGGUGAAAGUGCGGCUUGCGGGUACAGGCCGCCGCGAUGCCAACGAAGGGCGCUUGGAAGUGUUCUACAAUGGCGCCUGGGGAACUGUAUGUGACGACCAGGUGGAUCUGAACCUGGCUAAUGUGGUGUGCAGACAGCUGGGCUUUCAAAGCAGUUUGACUUGGGCACACAGUAGCAAGUUUGGUCAAGGACAAGGUAAAAUCUGGUUGGAUAAUGUGAACUGCAGAGGCCACGAGCGUUCGAUUGCAGAAUGCGGGUCCAAUGGUUGGGGAGUCCAUGACUGCACCCAUGCUGAGGACCUGGGGAUCAUUUGCACCCCAGGAAGAAGCCACGGCGGAGCCUCUUCCUCCUCCACACAUGAGCCAAGACAACCUAGACAGAGAACUCCACAGCAGCCAGCUACGCCACCAGUCUCAUCUUCCCUCAAUCGAGGCCACGAAAUCGCCCUCAACCGCAACCUGCCGUCUUCACGCCGCAACAGGAUCUCACCACAGGAGAACGGCCACGAGAUACAGAUCCCACGAAGAUAUAGAGGGCCAACAAAUUCGCAGCCAGCAGCCAGCACCACUGAAAGGCAGGAGGAGGAGACACCAAGGAGAGGACCACCUGCGCCGAGACGCCAGCCCGACAGACAGUCCAAUAGGCAGACGUAUUCCCCGCCCCAGCCGGACAGUGGGAACCAUAUCGAACCUGAUCCUGUUUAUCCCGACGUGGGACUGGAGUCGGAUACCCAGUACAUCCAGAGCGGUGAGAGUGUUCAGCUGGCCGAAGCCCGUCUCCGGCCUGUGCUGUCCGGCAGCCGCGGCGGUCUGGUGACCGAGGGAGUGCUGGAAGUGAAGCAUGCCGGGAAAUGGCGUCAUGUGUGUAGUAACGGCUGGGACCUCAGCAGCAGCCGCGUCGUCUGCGGCAUGUUGGGAUUCCCUUCUGCCGAGACCUUUGAUCAAAAUGCCUACAGGAAACUGUGGGACUCCAAAAUCGCAGAUCCAUCAUCCAGACUGAGGACACAGAUCACCAAGAAGGCCUACUGGGUGGAGAGAGUGCAGUGUCAGGGAGUGGAGGUCUCCUUGUCCCAGUGCCAGGCCCAGCUGGCUGUCCGCAGGAGAGACGGACCAUGCGCGGGGGGCAUGCACGCUGUCAUCCGUUGUGUACCUGGAGCACAGUUUGCACGCAACGGCCGAAGACAUUCAACACACACUAUGUCGACCAACGUGCGUCUCAAGGCAGGGCCUCGCCUUGGGGAGGGUCGUGUGGAGGUUCUGCAAGAGGGAAAGUGGGGCACCGUGGCUGACCACCUGUGGGACAUCACCGCCGCAAGCGUCGUCUGCAGAGAGCUGGGCUUUGGAUCAGCCAAGGAGGCCCUGACCAAGGCUCAACUAGGAGAGGGUACCGGUCCCAUCCACAUGAACAGUGUCCAGUGCACAGGCAGAGAGAGGUCCCUAACAGAAUGUCAAUCCAAACCGGUUCCCCUGUACACCGUCAAGCACAACCAGGAUGCGGCGGUUCGCUGCAAUGUCCCCAACACUGGCACGCAGGCCACUGUGAGACUUGCUGGAGGCAGAGACAAAGGCGAAGGUCGCGUGGAGGUGUUGAUAGAGGUCGGAGGAGUGAAGCGCUGGGGCUCGAUCUGCAGCGAGAACUGGGGCAUCAACGAGGCCAUGGUGGUGUGCCGACAGCUCGGCUUGGGUUUCGCCUCCAGAGCUCACCAGGAGACUUGGUACUGGCCGGGAUCCAGUGAUGCCAGUGAUGUGGUUCUAAGUGGAAGUCACUGUGUGGGCUCUGAGCUGUCCAUCCAGCAGUGUCGCAAAAACACACACGUUUACUGUCCCAGAGGAGGAGAUGGCAGAGCUGCUGGAGUCACCUGUGUGGAGACUGCUCCUGACCUGGUUGUGGAUGCCCAGCUGCUCCAGGAGUCAUCUUACUUGGAGGAUAGGCCUCUUCACCUGCUCACCUGUGCCAAUGAGGAGAAUUGCCUCUCCUCUUCUGCUGCCAGGAUGAACUGGCCUUACGGACACCGUCGUCUGCUGAGGUUCUCCACCCGUAUCAUGAACAAUGGCCGUGCUGAUUUCCAACCUCGGGCUUCCAGGGAGAAUUGGAUUUGGCAUCAGUGUCACAGGCACUACCACAGCAUUGAGGUGUUUACUCACUACGAUCUUCUGACCCUCAAUGGAACCAGAGUGGCUGAGGGGCACAAAGCCAGCUUCUGUCUGGAGGACACCUACUGCCCUGAUGGUCUCUACAAGCGGUAUUCCUGCUACAACAUGGGACAACAAGGCAUCUCAAUUGGCUGCUGGGAUACUUAUCGCCAUGACAUUGAUUGCCAGUGGAUUGACAUCACAGACAUACGACCUGGUGAAUAUGUCUUCCAGGUGGAGGUCAACCCGUCUUUGGAUAUGGCUGAAUCUGAUUUCAAGAACAAUGUGAUCCGCUGUCGGUGCAAAUAUGAUGGAGCACGCGCUUACAUGUUUGGAUGCCACGCAGGUGACGCUUACAGUGCUGAUGUCGAGGACUUGUUUGACCACCAGCGUGAGAUCACCAACAACUUCCUGUGAAUGGAUGAUGACACCAAUAUAGGGACAGAAGAACCAUUCAACUCCUCAGUACACCUCAACACAACAAGACAAAGAGGUUGAGAGACAAGAAAACAUGAGAGGGCGAGGGGGAUUUGGAAAGGAAAUCAUGAGAGGCAGUUCAAGUCAAGAUGAUUAAAGGAGAAAUGUUGAAAAGUAGAAAAAAAGGAAAGCGCGCAUCGGACCAAACGUUGACUAAUUUUCAUUUUCCAACCAAUUAAAACAAUUGAAUCCCAAAGGCUAAAACAUGACAACUACAUACAGACACGAAGGUCCCACAUUGACACAGGUGAUAUCUGUCUGCUUACAUUCACUUUCCAAUUGCAAAUGCUUUUUUUUUUUACUGUUACACCUGUGUGCUUUUUAAUUUUGAAUGAGAAUCAACAUUUUUAACUCCAUGGUGCUAUUUUGCCCUAUUUGAAUAAAUAUUGUAAUGUAUUGCACAUGUAUUGUCAUGUACAGUUUUAUAUUACCUCUCUGAAACAAUGUUAGGUCUCUAAUUUAUGCAGAUUUUAUUGUACUUUUGAGUUGGCAUUGUCCGUACAUGGCUGUGUUUUGUAUUGUUAAUUUUAUUCUGAGAGAUCAUUUACUUGUUUGUUCACCUGUUUAACAGUGGUAACAUCAGAUGAGACCUGGAGGCACCGCGGUAGUGCGCCAUAAUCAUUACUUAAAUGGUAGAGCAAGAAUAAACAUCAGAAUGACAAACA
Messenger RNA from Syngnathus typhle (broad-nosed pipefish), 3451 nucleotides. Its product is annotated as lysyl oxidase homolog 4-like. NCBI's taxonomy places the organism in Eukaryota, Metazoa, Chordata, Actinopteri, Syngnathiformes, Syngnathidae. Gene Ontology annotation, molecular function: copper ion binding; protein-lysine 6-oxidase activity. The record is from RefSeq and is a predicted model, not a curated record. The transcript is spliced from 15 exons. Bases 105 to 2726 code for a protein of 873 amino acids. Gene Ontology annotation, cellular component: membrane. Gene Ontology annotation, biological process: peptidyl-lysine oxidation.